AUGCGUCCCCUGCCUCUGGCAAGCAUAUCCAGUAGCGGUGGAAUUGUGUCUCCUGAUGCCCUAGAGCCUAUCGCUGUUGUCGGCCUAGCAACCCAUUUUCCUCAGCAGGCCACCAGCACAGAGAGCCUCUGGGAGCUCCUCUUACAAGCUAGGUCAACCUGGUCCAGCAUUCCGAAAGAAAGAUUUAACUCAAAUGCCUUCUACCACCCGGACCCUGAGCAUGGCGGAACAUUUCAUGUACAAGGAGGGCACUAUCUUUCGGAAGAUCCUGCCUACUUUGACAGCUCCUUUUUCAACAUCACAAAGAAUGAGCUACUGACACUGGAUCCGCAACAGCGUUUAGUGCUAGAGAAUGUGUACCAUGCUUUAGAAAAUGCCGGAAUACCUAUGGUCAAUGCGGCUGGCUCCAACACAUCAGUUUUCGUCAGUGGAUUCAAUCAUGACUACCUAGGCAUUCUGAAUUCAGAUCCGGAAACCACUCUGAAAUACCAACCUACGGGUGUCACCAACGCACUCUUGUCUAAUCGGGUUAGCUGGUUCUUCGACUUGAAGGGCCCGAGUAUGACUAUUGACACGGCCUGCUCGAGCAGUCUGGUGGCUUUACAUCUUGCUGUACAGAGUCUGCGAGCCCGAGAAACGAACAUGGCUAUCGUCAGCGGCGUCAGCAUCCUCGAAAACCCUGUCGAGUCUAUUGGAAUGAGCCAUCAUGGCCUUCUAGGGGCCCAGGGACGAUCAUUCAGCUUUGAUUCCCGCGCUGAAGGCUAUGCACGAGGAGAGGGCGUGGGUACUGUAGUAGUGAAGACUUUACAAUCCGCCAUCCGAGAUGGAGAUACGAUUCGUGCGGUUAUUCGUGAAAGCGGUGUCAACCAAGAUGGCCGGACCCCUGGAAUCACGGUUCCUAGCGGAGAUGCCCAAGAGAGUCUUAUUCGUGAGGUAUACAGAAGAGCUGGACUGGAUCUUGAGUACACCAGAUUUGUCGAAGCCCAUGGCACAGGAACAAGCAUGGGAGAUCCAAUUGAAGCCAGAGCUCUUGCAAGAGCAUUUGAAUGUCGUCAAGACUCCCCGCUAUAUGUUGGGGCUGUUAAAUCUUCUAUUGGGCAUCUAGAGGGUGGCUCUGGUGUGGCUAGUAUCAUCAAGUCUAUUCUGACUCUUGAGUCUGGAAUAAUUCCCGCAAACUGUGACAUGAAGUGUGUCCACCCCUCCAUACCUGCAGCAGAUUGGAAUCUAGCCUUUCCUUCCGAGAACAUCCCAUGGCCAUCGUCGGGGCUGCGAAGAGUGUCAGUCAACUCGUUUGGAAUCGGAGGCACAAAUUCUCACUGUAUCCUUGAUGAUGCCUAUCACUACCUUAAUGACCGUCAUCUCACAGGGAUACACUGCACCGCGGUUACUGUCCCCACGGCGCAGAAAAUCAAGAGUCGAGUUUUGUCCUUGUCACGGACAGGGAGUGACGCGGAGCAGGACAUGCUGGAUACCUCAGACGACAGCGACCACUCGGCGCGUGAAGAUCUGAACACCCCUAACAGUGAUAGCUUUUGUGAAUCACCGCAAUUUAGCGUAUCUUCUGUGUUUACCAACUUGAUAUCUCGACCAAAGCUGUUUUUGCUCUCCGCUUUCGAUGAAGAUGGCGUUGAAAGAAAUGCUGCCGCUUUGGCGAGUUACCUCAACAGGAGAAUGACCAAGGCAAUUCCACAUGAGAGCCUUCUUCACGAUCUUUCGUUUACCCUGUCGAAGAAGCGAUCUCUCUUCCAGUGGAAGAGUUUUGUCAUGGCCUCUUCAGUCAAGGAACUUGCAUGGAACCUUUCGGAGACCAAUUUUGUCAGACCAUCCAGAACAACUAUGACUCCAGAUCUGCAUUUUGUUUUUACAGGUCAAGGUGCCCAGUACCAGGCUAUGGGUCGAGAGCUCAUGGUUUACCCGGUUUUCCAAGACUCUGUAGAGGAAGCAACCAACUAUAUUCGCCGACUGGGUAGUUCAUGGUCAUUACUCGAUGAGCUUUUGACCGAAAGAGAGCCACCCCGAGUGAGUUUACCCGAGAUCGCCCAUCCACUGUGCACAGUCUUACAAAUUGCCUUAUUGGAUCUUUUGGCAAGCUGGGAUAUCUUCCCCACACGUGUAAUUGGACACUCCUCUGGCGAGAUAGCUGCUGCCUAUUGUGCAGGAAAGCUGUCACGCGAAGGUGCCUGGAAGGUGGCAUAUUACCGUGGCUACGUCUCAUCCAAGCAAAUAUCUGCGAAUGGAGCAAUGAUGGCCGUUGGUUUAAGUGAAUCGCAACUCGAAGGCUACCUGAACUCUGUACAUGAGCGUUGUACUGGUGAACUCAUCAUAGCUUGCCAGAAUAGUCCCAAAAACAACACAGUAUCGGGAGAUGAAGCUAUGGUUGAUAGCCUGAAGAAGUUGCUUGAUAUUGAUGGGGUUUUUGCGCGCAAAUUGAACGUCAAGAACGCUUACCAUUCAGCUCACAUGCGAGCAAUCGCCCAUGACUACAUCCGCCUCAUGGGCACCCUUCCACAUGGGAAACGAUUGGCGGCUCCUCACCAGGUGCAAAUGUUUUCAACGGUCACUGGCGAUAAGGUCAAAGAGGACCAGCUGUUAGCUCAAUACUGGGUAGAUAACAUGGUUUCACCCGUGUUGUUUGCAAGUGGCUUAAAUUCGAUGACCUCAAAACCAACACUGGGUUCUGGCUCGAUAGACCCGGCUUCUUUACGGCUCAUUGUGGAGAUUGGGCCUCAUUCCACUCUGCAGAGUGCUAUUAAAGAGACUUUGGGCUCGAACAGCCUCAAUCUGGAUUUCAAAUAUCUGGCUGUUUUGAAGCGAACAGACCACAACCUCAAUACUCUACUCACUACGGUGGGAUUCCUGGCUUCAAGUGGUUUUGCCUUGAACCUGGAUUCUGUGAACCAAGCUUCUAGUUCUAAGAAGAGAAGGAUACCUAAGCUUCUGGUAGAUCUCCCGCCAUACAGCUUCAAUCAUACUGAGAAGAUCCUUUUCGAAAGUCGUUUAAGCAAAAAUGUUCGGAAUCGAAAAUACCCUCGUCAUGAUCUAUUUGGUGCCCCAAUCACAGACUGGAACCCCAAUGCUCCCAGAUGGAGACAUUUUGUCAGAUUGAAUGAGAACCCAUGGCUUCGAGACCACAUGGUAACCGGAAAUUUUGUCUACCCAGGCGUGGGGUACCUUAUUAUGGCGAUCGAAGCGUCGAGACAACUUGCAGGUGGAACAAAAGUCACCAGCUUCCAGCUCCGAAAAAUCAUCAUGAAGAGAGCUUUGAUAGUACCCGAUACCAAAGAAGGCAUCGAGGUCUCUUUGUCACUGGCAACUGUGGACGAUCAGUUGACUGGAUCAAGAACAUGGCGGCGCUUCCAGAUAACCUCGUACAAUGCCUCAAGUGACGAGUGGGCAGAACACUGCAAUGGGCUCAUUACGGUGGAACAUGAACUGCCCCUAGAUCCAGUGGACAAUCGUCGCGAAGCUAAAGAAGAUAUUCAAGCAUGGAAGGCCGAUCUCGCCCAUGCGAACCAAAAAUGCGACAAGCCGAUCAACUUCAAAACUACAUACAACAAUCUCCAAACAUCUGGGCUCAACUUCGGGCCUCUAUUUCGGAACCUCGGGGAAGUCCGAGGGAGUGGUUCUAGACUUGGAAGAGUUGUUGGAUCAGUAAUUGUUCCUGACAUCGCGCAGUCCAUGCCUAAGCAAUUCAUGCAUUCUCACCUGAUCCAUCCUGCCACAAUGGAUAGCAUGAUUCAUAUGAUGAUUGCCGCCGUUCUUGACUUCACCGGCAAUCCUACAUUAGACCAGAUCCGAUUACCCACUUUCAUUCGUGAGGUUUGGAUUUCGGCAGAUUUGAAUGCGACCCCAGCACACAAGUUUACUGGACAUGCAACUGUGUCUGUAAUGAAAUCUGGCAAAUUUGAAGGUCAAAUUAGAAUGUUGGGCGAAGGAUCAGAUACCGAGCGCAUUCGCAUGGAUGGCAUCGAGCUCACUCCACUAGAGUCUGGCCUUGCCGAGAGCAGUGAGCGACAGCUAUGUAGUGCGAUUGAAUAUAAACCCGACCUUCAUUUCCUUGACUCACGUACUGCCUGUGAGGUGACGUCGGUUGGUUCCAGCUAUGAAGUUGAGGCUCUUUAUUGGGUGAAGCGCCUUCAGCUUGCAACGAUGAUUUAUGUCACAGAUACAUUGGCACUAUGCCAGGACCUCGAUGUGACGACUCUUGAUUCACACAUGCAGAGAUUUAUCGAAUGGAUGAAGCACAUGAAAGGGAAACUUCUCCGAAAUGAGAUUAUUCAUCUCCCUUACAGUGAAUUCCAGGAGGUUUCCCAGGAUGAGUUUCUCAAGGAAGCCAUUGACAAAGAGAUUGAAGAACACAGCGCCGAAGGUGCCAUUACCGCCCGAAUGGGCCGUAAUAUUUACCAAGUCAUACGAGGGCAGACCGAUCCUCUGCAUCUCAUGUUUGGCCAAGACAAUGUGAUGGAGCAGGUCUAUAAAGAGGGCCUUAAUCUUUACAACCUUCCCCAACAUCUGCGGAGUCAUCUAUCUCUGCUCCGUCACCAACACUGCGAGCUAAAGAUCCUUGAGAUUGGUGGGGGUACUGGGAGUUUCACUGCAGAAAUCCUAGCAGUGUUGUGUCCAGACCCGACAAAAAGCAGAGGAAGUAUUGCGAAAUACACAUUCACAGACAUUUCUUCUGGCUUCUUCGAAAAGGCAAAGCAACGCUUCCAGCCAUGGUCCAAUAUCAUGAAAUUUCAAUCUCUCAACAUAGAGCGCAAUGCUGCUGGCCAAGGACUUCAGCUCGGAGAAUACGACCUGAUCUUCGCUGGUAAUGUCAUCCAUGCUACGGCUAACCUGCAAAAUACAUUGCAGAAUUUGAGUUCCUUGCUCAAGCCAGGUGGUCAGCUCAUAAUGCAAGAAGGGAUUCGGCAAGACUUCCUCUGGUAUCCACUUGUUUUUGGUCAGCUUCCUGGUUGGUGGCUUGGUGAUGAGCCGUGUCGUCAAUGGUGUCCCUACAUUCCGACUGAGGAUUGGGAUGAUAUUUUGGUGAAAGCUGGUUUCUCGGGUGUCGAUAUCGAAUAUCCAAGCUCGAAUAAUCCAGAUUUGACUUGGCAGAGUAUUUUGGUUUCUUCAACUCCCACAGCUACUCAGGCGAGAAGGUCAAAAGUAAAUAUGUUGAUUGUGACAACACUCUCGCCGAGAACGAGGAACAUUAUUUUAUUUCUCCGCCAACAUCUACAGGAGAUAGGAUAUGGUUCUGUCAACAUUGUUCCUCCCUCAGAGCUUCAUACUUCUGUGCUUUCAGGCGUGCAUUGCAUUUCAUUGAUCGACAUGGAGUGUCAGUAUCUCACCGAGAUGGAUACAGCACAAUACAAUGGUCUGAAGGACUUGUUGAAUGGGUGCGAGAAUCUUCUUUGGAUUACUGCAGGCCCCGAGGCCAGUCCACAUGCAAGCAUGAGCUUGGGUCUUCUUCGCACAGUGCGUUGGGAACGAGACUCCGAUGGCUCGAACAUCAUUAUUUUGACUGUAUCAGAGCAGGAGCUUGCUAAGCAGGAAAGCGCAAUCUUUUCGAGAAAUAUCGAGAAGAUUGCCAAGCACCAAUUCUUGAACCUUUCGAAUGAUCGCCAUGCUGAGUACCUGUUGCGAGAUGGUGUCAUUCACAUUGGCCGUCUAAGUGAGUGGACCAUUGCAGAACAAUUCCUUGGUGAGCGGUCUUCGAAGCUGUAUCCUCAACUUCAACAUUUUGGUGAUAUCGAUUACCCCAUUGAGUUGCAAGAGACUGCAGCCGGGACCGGUGAGUAUCACUGGGUAGCAGACCCCCAACAUGAACUUCUGCUGGCAGACACCGAAGUUGAGAUUGAAAUUCGUGCGUUCGGUCUCUCCCCAAGUCCUUCUGGCAGCGCUCUUUUGAAUGAAGCUGCCGGAAUUGUGAUUAAGGUCGGUUCCAGGGUGAAAAGUACCAUCCUUGGCGAGAGGGUCGCUUUUAUUUCUGCUCCAACGAAAGGCGGUCGUUUACGGACGCAUGAACGAGUCGAUCACUUGCUAAUAGCUAAGAUUCCUGAUGAGAUGUCUUUUGAAAUCGCGGCCCAAUUAGCUUCAGCAUAUACAACACAAAGCCACGCGAUCAAUUGCUGCGGUGACUUCGAUUCAGAAGACACCGUAUUGAUUCACAACGGUGCAAUGGCCGUAAGUCAAGCCGCCAUUCAAUUUGCCCAGAGGUUUGGGAGCAAAAUAUUCGCUACUGUAGCCACGCCCGAAGAACGUGAUCUACUUGUGUCUGAAUACAAGAUCCCCAAGGAGCAUAUUUUCUCCAGCAGAGAUCUCACUUUUGCCAAGGGAGUUAUGCGGUACACUAACGGCCAAGGCGUCAACUUCAUUUUCAACAAUAUGAGCGGCGAGGCACUUCAGGCAUCACUGGCAUGUCUUGCCUCGCAUGGACAAUUUAUUGACGUAGCGCAGAAGGAUGCACGGAUUGAUCAUACGGUUGACCUGGCCUCUUUGUCUCGGAACAUCAGCAUUCACAAAAUUGACAUAUUAUCUAUGGCUGAAUCUCGGCCAAAAAAGGUUCGUGAUCAACUUGAACAUGCAUUGGCGUUAUACUCCAAUGACCAAAUCGGUCAAAUUCGAGGAUCAACCGUCAUGGACCUCACGCAGAUCAAAGAAGGACUUCAGUCUAUUCAGAAUGGGAGAUCAGCAAAAGUCGUUUUUAUUCCCGAUUCCUCUAGCAUGGUCCCCGUAGUCCCAAGAUCAACUACGCCAUAUCAAUUUGAGCAUGAUGCUACCUACGUCCUUGCCGGUGGCUAUGGUGGCUUAGGCCGCAGUCUAGCAAGAUGGAUGGCAUCCCGUGGUGCAAAGAAUCUCAUCUUCCUAUCACGUUCAUCGGCAUCGAGUCCGGAGAAGCGGGAAAUGGUCACCGAUCUCAAAAGAAUAGGAUGCAAGGUCAUCAACCAUACCUGCGAUGUUUCGGAUAGAUCUUCUUUGGAAGCACUAUCUGGAAAUCAAUUUUCACAUCUACCUCCUAUCAAAGGAUGUAUCCAGGCAUCCAUGGUCUUGAAAGAUAGUGCAUUUUCUCGAAUGUCCUUUGAGGACUGGCAAGCUGCUCUCAAACCCAAGGUACAAGGCUCCUGGAACCUGCAUACAGUCCUGCCAGACAACAUGGACUUUUUCGUCAUGCUUUCCUCCGUGGCGGGUAUAUUCGGAAACCGCGGCCAGGCAAAUUACGCAGCGGGAAAUACCUUUCAAGAUGCACUAGCUGCGUAUCGUGUCUCGCAGGGCAUGAACGCAUCAAGCAUCAAUCUCGGUAGUGUUUCUAAUGUCGGGUGGGUGGCUGAGAAUAGAAGCUCAAUGCGCACUCAUACCGCAACCCUAUUUGAGUUGAUCCGCGAAGACGAGGUCCAUGCUGCGAUUGAAUUCCUCAUUGAUCCCCGCCAGGAUAAGCAUUUCGCCAAUGGCAUGCGACAACCCCAGCUGGUACUUGGUUUGCCCACAGCAGAGAUGUGUCGCCAAAAUGGGGUGCCAACGCCCACUUACUUGGACUAUUCAAUGUUCACGCACUUCCGCAGUGUUGCCACAUCAAAGGCCAGUGAAAUCACCGAGCAAAAGACUGUCAGUACGACUGCCCUGUUGGCGGCAGCUUCGGACAACGAGGCUGCCGUGGCCGUUAUAUCGAAUGGCGUUGUCGAAAGACUUUCUUCCCUGCUCGCGAUUCCCUCAUCGGAGCUUGAUCCUCAGCGCUUUGGAUUUGGAGGUAUUGACUCUCUUGUUGCGAUGGAGUUCCGCUCGUGGAUUGUCAAGGAGCUUAAAGCUGAUAUUUCUCUGCUGGAUAUCAUGGGAGCCGAGAAUAUCAAGAUUUUGAGUGAGAAGGUUGCCGCCAGGAGUCGCUUGGUUGGGGGCCCCGGGUCUUCAUCUCUGUGA
Penicillium soppii is the source of this 7896-nucleotide messenger RNA. Its product is annotated as type I polyketide synthase. Lineage: Eukaryota; Fungi; Ascomycota; Eurotiomycetes; Eurotiales; Aspergillaceae. The coding region runs from base 1 to 7896 and encodes 2631 amino acids. The transcript is spliced from 6 exons. Gene Ontology annotation, molecular function: fatty acid synthase activity; 3-oxoacyl-[acyl-carrier-protein] synthase activity; phosphopantetheine binding. Gene Ontology annotation, biological process: secondary metabolite biosynthetic process; fatty acid biosynthetic process. The record is from RefSeq and is a predicted model, not a curated record.